This is a messenger RNA of Telopea speciosissima, 1321 nucleotides long. RefSeq names its product ACD11 homolog protein-like. NCBI's taxonomy places the organism in Eukaryota, Viridiplantae, Streptophyta, Magnoliopsida, Proteales, Proteaceae. Bases 351 to 1001 code for a protein of 216 amino acids. Gene Ontology annotation, molecular function: ceramide 1-phosphate transfer activity; ceramide 1-phosphate binding. The record is from RefSeq and is a predicted model, not a curated record. Gene Ontology annotation, biological process: intermembrane lipid transfer; ceramide transport. The transcript has 4 exons. Gene Ontology annotation, cellular component: cytoplasm; cytosol; membrane.
AAUCAGCGGUGUAGGAAUGGAACAUGAAAGUUGAAGUCUCUUUUGUCUCCGACAUGCUUUCCCCCGUGCUCCGGCUGAGCGCAACUGUAGCGACCCAAUUGAUCCAUGGCCUUUCGUUCCUAACCACCACCACUUCCAUCUUCCAAUCCAAAUAGAACAAGCAAGAAGAAAAGUAGAUUGAUAGAAAAGAGAGAAAAGUCGUAAAAGAGAGAGAGUGAAUCUAAUUGCAACUUUAUUCGAAUUCUUAUAGAAUCUUUGCCAGUUCAAUUCUCCAAAGAAUAUAUAAUUCGUUAAAAAAGGAAUCGAGAGUGGUUCUUUAUUUGAUUGAUUGAUGGAGGAAAGAGACCAACAUGAGCAUCACCAAAAGCGUCAUGGAUGAAGAGGAGUCGUUUGAGGACUCCGGAACGCCCCUUUCUUUUAUAGCAGAUGCGUUUGAGGAGCUCGCCAAGAUCGUCUCCACAAGCUCUGAGGACCUUCGCUUGGUUCCUUUCUCCGAUGCUUGUUCCCUUGUCUCUGUUCUCUUUGGAUGCCUUGGCAUCGCUUUCAAAUUCGCCGAAUUGGAGUACGUUGCCAAGGUCCGUGAUCUAGUAGAAGCAUCGAAGACAUAUGACACUUUAAAAAACAUUCUUGAUCAUGAUGUUGAAAAUGACUCAGUUAGAACGCCGGGGAGCCGUUCACGUAAUUUACGUAGAGUUAGACAGGGUCUUGACCUCAUCAGAGCUUUGUUCAAACAAUUCCUUACAUCUGAUGAAUGUUCUUUGAGGGAAGCAGCUUCAACAGCAUAUGCACAGGUCUGUGCUCCAUACCACAAAUGGGCUGUCAGGACAGCAGUUUUUGCUGGAAUGUAUGCACUUCCAACAAGGCAACGACUUUUAGAGCUGCUAAAUGAAACAGACCACUCAGUAGAGAAGGAAAUGAGAAGGUACAUUGAUGCCUCCCUUCCAGUAAUAGAAUACAUUGAUAAGCUUUACAUCUCAAAGAAUAUCAGCUUGGACUGGUGACCUGAUCUGUUGUGGUUGGUUAGCUCAUACCGUAGCAAAACCACCUUCUUUUGCAAAUUUUAAAGUGCAAUUAGGUGUAAGAAAGUCUGCAGGUUUUGCAAGGCAAAUUCAACUCCACACCAGCUCAUAUUUUGCUCCUUAGAUUUUGUAUUCUUUGGUAAUGUAAUAUUAUUCCUGGUUUGGGAGAUCUUAGAAAAUUUGAUGUUUGAUGCGAUGCACUGUCAUGAUAGACAGCUGUAAGGUCAAGCCUGGUCAGUUCUAAUGAAUAUUUCAAAAGUACUGAGUCUUCCAUGUAUAAAUAAUGUUUCAUUACUAGGUAA